AUGGGCAAACAGUUGGCCGAGAUAUAUGGUGUUGGACAAGCUACAAUUUCUGACAUUAUAAAGAGAAAAUUUACUCAAAUAAAUUUUGUGUCAGUUCUUGAAAAUGAGGAUGGAUGUUCAUCGAGAAAAUCAAUGAAGGCCGCCACAAACAAAGAUUUGGAAAGUGCCGUUUUUAUGUGGUUUUUACAACAACGUUCUUUAGGGAACCCAAUUUCAGGUCCCAUUCUUUGUGGAAAAGCUAAGAUCUUGGCUGAAAAGCUGGGUUAUUUAUCUUUCAAAGCAAGUAACGGCUGGCUAAGGAAUUUUAAGUCUAGGCACGGUAUUCGUGAACUAGAUUUAAGUGGUGAAAAGUUAUCUGAAGACACCAAAGCUGCUGAAGAGUUUACUGAAAAAUUUAAAGCUAUAACAGCCUCUUACGUUUCCGACUUCUUAUACAAUGCCGAUGAUACUGGUCGAAUAUAUGGAAAGCUUUACCCAAAACCACUUUAG
Messenger RNA from Parasteatoda tepidariorum (common house spider), 489 nucleotides. Its product is annotated as jerky protein homolog-like. Lineage: Eukaryota; Metazoa; Arthropoda; Arachnida; Araneae; Theridiidae. The record is from RefSeq and is a predicted model, not a curated record.